AAUGCUUUGCAUACCUGUUUCCAAAGAAAGCCAAUUGCACUGGACUGUAAUGUGAAGCUUGCUGAUUCUCCCGAUGAAUUUUGCUUCUUGCUUGUUAUGUCCAAGCGUUUAUGUGAUUAACAGUCAUCAUAUCGAAUAUGUGGUUGUAUGUUUAUUUUGUUCAUGUAGUUACUUGUGUGGGCGGCACAUUUUUAAAGUUGGCAUUGCUUGAGCCUGCCUUAUUUUUGUGUCAUUAAGGUCAUUGAUUUGUCUUAGUCCCAUACUUUGAAAUGAUUGUAGAAGAGUGAUAGUAAUAGGGGUCAGAAUUGACAUGUCAAAUUCUCUUCCCCUGAUAAGAGUGUUAUUUGGUAAUAAGGUGCCUGGUGCUGGUGGUCUAUAACAAAAGGUACAAAGAUCCAAAAUGACAUUUGUGGUGCCAAAUUCCAGGCACGUCACGUGCUCGGACCCAUGUCAUCAUGUAUUCAUGAUCAAUCGUAACACGACUAUGUCGAUGAUAUGCAUUUGUGUAGAUAAGAAAUCAUUCCUCUUCAUUUCGUAACUUGUUCCAAUCAAUUUUCUUAACUUAUGUGCUUUUGUAUUUUGCUUCCUAUAAGAAGAGAUAGACGUUCUUAUCACUUCUGCAAUCAAAUCUAAAGUCUUGCCAUAAUGAGUUGCUUCAACUACAGCUUCAUCUGCUUGCUCUGUGUAGCUUCUGCUUUCGCCGUAAUACAAGACGGGCUUCUAGUCCAUUCAGCUAGUGACAAGAAGCACCCCAGAGGACCAGUUGUUACUGUGAACAAGCAUCUAAUCUUCCCAGAUUUCAACCUCACCUACAAUCCCAGUAUCUUGAACGAUGUGAAGCUCUUAGGCAGUGCCAAGCUAGCAUCGAAAACCAGUGCCAUACAAAUCCCCGAUGAGUCUCAUGUCACUGAUCUCAGGUACCAGGCUGGCCGAGCUAUCUACUCUUCUUCAAUCAGACUUCUGGACCCUCGCACUGAAACCCCUGCCUCUUUCGAAACAACCUUCUCCUUCCAAUUCCAUAAUGCUUCUUCAUCUUCUGCUGAGCGAAUAGAAAUGACUCAAAGCGGUGGCUACGGUAAUGGUGGCAGUGGGCUAGCCUUCGUCAUCGUCCCGGAUGAGUUCACAGUUGGCAGACCUGGUGCUUGGCUUGCCGUGCUCAACGAUGCUUGCGAAGAUGACUACAAGGUCAUAGCAAUCGAGUUCGAUACACGUUUUAAUCCAGAGUUUGGAGACCCUAAUGAUAACCAUGUAGGGAUUAACUUGGGGACUAUUAUCUCAACUGAAACCAUCAACGCUUCUGAUGUUGGUGUGUUUCUCAAUGAUGGUUCAGUCCACCGAGCUUGGAUCAGCUACAAUGGCUCACGCCGUUGGAUGGAGAUUCGUUUGGGUUCAGACGACGGAAGCUACCCUUCAAAGCCAGUCUUCUCUGGUUCUCUUGACCUUUCGCCGUUUCUGAAUGAGUACAUGUUCGUUGGAUUUUCAGCUUCCACAGGCAAUCACACCCAAAUCCACAGCGUGCUAUCCUGGAACUUCACUUCGGUUAGUCAAGCAUUUCUUCGUGUACCUUCAAUGGAGACAUGUGAGAGCAAGAUUGUUGUCAAUGCAGACACUCGUGCUGAGCCUCCCGGAACUUUCUUGAUCUUCACAGCCGUGCUGGUACUUGCUAUAGCUGUUAUGGUUGGUCUUUAUUAUAACAGCAGGCGUAGAAGUGCAAAUUCGGAUACUGCUAGUGUUGUGUUGCCGGAGAAGAAUCAGAGACCGAGGCCUCCACACAAGCCUAGAAGCUUCACUGUCUCGGAGAUUUCCUUGGCCACUAGGUCUUUCGGGGAGUUGGAGAUUCUGGGAGGUGGAUCGAGUGGUGUGUGCUACCGAGGGAAGCUUCCAAAUGGUUGUCAAGUGGCUGUGAAGCGGUUCUCCCUUCAGUUUCUGAACUCGCAAGGGCAGGAUAGGAGGAGAUUACUGAAGGAAAUCAAGGGGAUUAGCCGAGUUAGACAUCCGAAUUUGGUUUCGAUUAGAGGAUGGUGUCAGGACAAGAAGGAGAUGAUGGUUGUCUAUGAGUUUUUCUCUAAUGGAAGCCUUGAUAAGUGGCUGUUCGGUGUUGGUGUUCUUCCAUGGACCCGGCGAUUCAAGGUUGUGAGAGAUGUGGCUGAAGCUCUCAGUUACUUGCACUCCAAACAAUUGGCGCACAAGAACUUGAAGACCACCAACGUCUUUCUUGAUGUUAGUUUCCGGGCAGUUCUAGGAGACUUUGGGUUUGUGCUAUGUGGAGCCGAGUCGAGAAAGUUUGAAUCGACGGUGAGUCAGAGCUCUGAUGUGUUUGAGUUCGGCCUCUUUGUGUUGGAAGUGGUGGGAGGGAGGAAGAGAUUGGAGGCAGAGUUGAGUGAAUUGGAGAUGAGGGACUUGCUGGACUUCACAUGGAGAAUGCAUGAAAUUGGGGAAAUGAGGAAGGUAGUGGAUAAGAGAAUGGGUGCAGUGAUCAAUUUGGAGCAAGCAAUUAGGGUUUUGGAGAUUGGAUUGCUUUGCACACUGAAUGUGAGCAAAGGGAGACCUAGUAUGGAGCAAGUUGUGGAGUUUCUUUGCAUGGAGAGACCUAUACCUGAGUUGCCACAGACUCGACCUGUUGCUUUGUUCCCUUACAACAGCACCAAUGCUCUUUGUACAGGUUAUUCUUGUGCUCCUUUCAAAUGAAGGAUGGUUUUGAACU
This is a messenger RNA of Argentina anserina (silverweed cinquefoil), 2704 nucleotides long. Its product is annotated as probable L-type lectin-domain containing receptor kinase S.7. Lineage: Eukaryota; Viridiplantae; Streptophyta; Magnoliopsida; Rosales; Rosaceae. The record is from RefSeq and is a predicted model, not a curated record. Gene Ontology annotation, biological process: protein phosphorylation. Bases 646 to 2688 code for a protein of 680 amino acids. The transcript has a single exon. Gene Ontology annotation, molecular function: ATP binding; protein kinase activity; carbohydrate binding. Gene Ontology annotation, cellular component: plasma membrane.